CGCCCGCCCCGCCGCCGCGCCCCCGUCGCCGCCAGCCGGCCCGCCGCGCGCCCGCCCGCGCCGCCCGCCCCGCCCGGGCCGCGCCCCCCUGGCGCUGCGCCCCCCCGCCCGCCCGCCGCGGCCGCGCCCCCGCCGGCGCCGUGGGCCCGCCAUUCGCCCGGCCCGCCGGCCCGCCCCGCUUGCCGCAGCCCGGCCCGCGCCCGCCGCGUUCAGCCGCCCGCCAGCGCCGCCCGCUGCCCCCGCCAGCCGCGCCGCCGCGCCGCCGCGCCGCCCGCCCGGCGCCAGCCCCAGCGGCCGCCGCCGCCCGUGAUCGAUUUCGCCGCAAAGAACGCCAGUCGCCCGCCACGCGAGUCGCCACGCCCGCCUUCAGCACAGCCCGCAGCCGCCGCCGCGUUUCAGGAAGUGCCGCAUGGUGCCCCGCCGAUGCCCGCCCGCCGCCCGCCCGCGUACGGCCCGCCGCGCCGACGGCCACCAGCGCGCCAGGCCCAGACGACGCGCCGCAUACCGCGAAGGCACCGCCGUGGCCGGCCCGCCCGCCAGCGCCACCGCCGUACUUUGAUGCGGCCAGCGCCCCGCGCGCCAGGUGUCAAAGAGCGGUGGCAGCGGCGCACAGUGUCCAACCACGCCCGCACCGUGAGGCGCAACCAUCCGGUACGAAGCGGCGAUCAGUCGCUGCCCGCCGCCCGCCGCUGCAGGGCUGGCGCGCGGCGCGCCGCGCGGUGCCCGCCGCCACCCGCCGCGCGCGCCCCAGAACCGCCGGGCAGUCCUGCUCAGCCACCACCAGACGGUCCACGCGCCGCCCGCCGCCCGGCACAAUCAGCGCGCUGUGCCCGCGCCAGCCCGCUCGUCAGCCUGUUCAGCGGCGCGCGCCGGCGCGCGUCGCCGCAAGCGACCGCACCACCGACCGCCCGCCGCCGCCAGCCAUCCGCGCCGCUGCCGCCUGCCCGCCUUCGCCGCGCAGAGGCUUGUCAGGCACGGCGCCACGUCACGCAGCCCAGCGCCGCAGCGCCCACGGCGUCGCCAGGCCUGGUACGGUCCACCAGCCACCAGUCCCGCCGUCUGCCGCCGCGCCUGCAUGGCACCAGCCCGCCGGCCCGCCCGCCGUCACGGCAUCAUCCGUCCGGUCAGCGGCCCGCCAGCCGGCCCGCCGCCGCCGCAGUGGUAUGCAGCCCGUGCCGCGCCGCGCGCGGCUGGCGCCGCCCGCAGCGUCCAGUUCCGGAACGUCGACGCCAGAACCGCGAAAGAAGCGCAGGUCCGCUCAGCCUCAGAGCAGUGGUCAUGAGGCCUGGUUGGUCCGUCAGCGGUCCGCCCAACCACGGUCUGGCCCGGUCCACACAUCUGGCUGCCGCCAGCGUUGUACCACCACCAACCAGGCGCACGCCCGCCCGCCCUGCCCGGCGAGUUUCGCUGGUCGCCGGAACCGCAUUUCGCCGCCCGCAUGUUCCGCCCAGACCCACUGAUGCCACCAGCGCGCCCGACGCACCGCACCGCGGCACGCCCGCAUGUUGCCGCAGUCCGCCCGCCACGGCGCCAGAACCGCGACGCACCGCCCGCCCGCCCAACCAGGCCAGCCAACGCCUGCGGAAGCCGCCAGCCUGCGCGCCGACGCGCCACGCGAUCAACGCCCGACACACCGCCGCCGCGGCGUCCUCGCCAGCAGUUUUUCCGCCGCCACCGUCCACGCCGAUAGUCCGCUCACCAGCGCAGCCUGCAGCCGCCCGCCACGCCGGUUCAGGCGUGCCGUGCCUGCCUUCGGCACCAGCGCGGUGGCGGUUGACAGCCAGCGUGCCCGGCUAUUUCAGCGCAGGCAGGCGUGAUUAUCCCAGCCUGCGCCAGCGAAGGCCAGCUUUCGUGCCGAAAGCAAAGUCAGCAGCGUAG
Polypterus senegalus (gray bichir) is the source of this 1878-nucleotide messenger RNA. Its product is annotated as basic proline-rich protein-like. The transcript is spliced from 2 exons. The annotation marks the transcript as partial. The record is from RefSeq and is a predicted model, not a curated record. NCBI's taxonomy places the organism in Eukaryota, Metazoa, Chordata, Cladistia, Polypteriformes, Polypteridae.